Lottia gigantea (owl limpet) is the source of this 2128-nucleotide messenger RNA. RefSeq lists its product as hypothetical. The coding region runs from base 78 to 1751 and encodes 557 amino acids. Gene Ontology annotation, molecular function: protein binding. Lineage: Eukaryota; Metazoa; Mollusca; Gastropoda; Lottiidae. The transcript is spliced from 11 exons. The record is from RefSeq and is a predicted model, not a curated record.
CAAAAAGAAAGCCAAACUGAGUAAAACUGAGUUGUGAUUAGCUUUAUCACUGAUUAGAUUCUGAUUACUGGUAAAUUAUGUCUGAAUUUCGAUUAUUCUGUGUGUCAGAUCUAAAACAAACACCAGCAGAACUGUCCAGUAAUGAAGAUAGUAGUUAUUAUUCUGAUGAUAUCAAACUAACAGCAGACCAGUUGAUUGUAUUUGCACUUGGUAAAUGGCCAGAAAUUUGUGCAGAACCAUUGGAAGUUUCAGUCACAGUUAAAAAUGAAGUAACUGUAUUACUCGGAAACCUAUCACAAAAGAAUAGGUGUAUUAUAUGGGAGAAGUAUGAUAAUAAACUAGAAUUACCAGAAGAUAAGUCAGGUGUAGCUAUACUCAGAGUUGAUACACCAGAAUUAAGACAACCACCUGUUUUACUACCAGAGAUACAAUCAGUGACUGCAGUAGAUAGUGGUAUAGAUAUUGACUCUGAUAUAUUAGAUACUGAUUCAUUACAAGCUGAGAUGGAAAAUACACCACAGAUUUUAGGCACUCCGUCACCUCUUCCUAAAAGAUCACGAUCUAAGAAACGAAAUAGAGAUGGUACAGAUAAAACACCUAAUGGUCCCACACCAACUAAACAGAAAGCCACAACUAGAAUGAGAACCUUGAAAAAUGAAUUCAAAACACCCAGUAAAACACCUAAAAAGAAAAAGACACCUAAGAAAGUAUUAGGAGAUAAAAGCAAUGAAGAUAAUGGUGCAACUGAAGGACAGAAAGUUUCAUAUUGUAAAGAUGUCACUACUAGAUUUGAAAACCCUACAAAUAGAUGGGGACAUUCCAUGUGUAUGGUACAUGAUAAUAAAGCUGUAUUAGUUGGGGGACAAGGUGAUAAACAACAACUCAGUCGAGAUUCAGUUUGGACUCUGGCACCAGACACAAGAAAAUGGAAUGAAGAAGAUUUGAUAUCAGACAAUCAAAAACCAGAAUAUAGAAUGGGACAUUCUGCCACGUAUGAUCCUAUGGUUAGAUGUAUUUAUAUUUAUGGUGGUUCGAAAAAUCUCAAAUGGUUUAAAGAUGUUCAUUCAUUAGAUGUUGGUUCUUGGAAAUGGCAGCUUGUUAAAGCUAAUGGCAAAGCGCCAACAAGAGCCUAUCAUAGUGCUACAUUAUACAGACAUGAAGUGUGGAUAUUUGGUGGAGUUUACCCAAGACCAGAUCCUAAUCCUGAUGGUUCUAGUAAUGAUAUACAUAUAUUUAGUCCUGUCAUGGAGAACUGGUAUGAUCCUAUUGUUACUGGUGAAAAACCGGCACCUAGAUCUGGACAUUCAGCUACCCUGAUAAGAGAUCAGUUAGUUAUAUUUGGAGGCUGGGAUUAUCCUGUAGUUUUUAAUGAUUUACAUAUAUUAGAUAUGACCACAUGUGAUUGGUCAAAGCCAGAUAUUAAAGGAACUCCACCAAAACCUAGAAGCUGGCAUAGUUCGUGUGCAUUAAGUUCUGGUAGUCGUAUAUUAAUACAUGGUGGAUAUGAUGGUAAUGAUGCUCUAGAUGAUACCUCUAUAUUUAAUCUGGAUACGUUAACAUGGAUGAAAAUAAAAGUAGAAUCAACGCCAUCACCUCGGGCAGGUCAUGUGGCUCUAUGUUUACCCUAUAGUUAUGAGAACCAGCAAGAAGAUGAAAUACUGAUAUUUGGUGGUGGUGACAAUGAUGGAACAUUCUUUAAUGAUUUAUUUAGUUUGAAUGUACCUUUUACUCCAAUGAUAGACAGCUCAUAAUGAUAUUCAGUCAAAUAGUGCUUUUAUUGAUUUUAACCCAGAAUUUUAAUGCCAAUUCAUCACUGAUGAAUAACUUUUCAAAAUAACUAAAAUCCAAUGAAUUAACAAUUGUCAUAUCAGAUGCAAUCACUUAUCAAUAAACAAUUGUUGUGGGUGUACUUUUUCGAGGGCAAUGAAUGAAAGCAACAAAGGCAAGAGUAUGCUAUGAAUAUUUGGUAAUUGGGGUGAUAUUGGCAGUUUUAAUGAAUACAUUUUAAAUUAAAGUUAUUUUCAACCCUUUUUUUUUUUAGAGAUAUUUUCAUAUUUAAAUAUUUUUAAUCAUGUAUAUAAUUAUCACCAUGUAGUUUAAACCAUAUUUAUAAAAUGUUUAGUAGAUU